Messenger RNA from Psylliodes chrysocephalus, 519 nucleotides. The record is from the annotation of a GenBank genome assembly. Lineage: Eukaryota; Metazoa; Arthropoda; Insecta; Coleoptera; Chrysomelidae.
AUGCCUAAGGCAAAACAAGCUACACCAGUCACGAAAACUGCUAUAAUUCAAAAUAUAAACCCUGUAUCAUCUAACAUCAACAUCACUAAAGUAUUUAACGUUCGAGAUGGUGGUAUAAUUGUUAGAUGCGAAAACUCUGAUGAAUGUAUCAAAUUUAAAAAGUUCGCAGAUGAGAAGCUGGCCAAUGACUACACAAUCAAAGAAGUUCCUGUACUGAAUUCUCGCUUCAAGAUCGUUGGUAUCUCUGAAAAUCUUUCUGAAAAUGAUUUUAUAAAUGUUAUUAAAAACCAGAACAAAAAUGAAAUAUGUCCAGAUAGUAAUUUAAAAGUAAUCUCCCAAUUACCUUUGAAAAAGAAUAACAAACUUUUCCAAGUCAUAAUACAGUCAUAUAUUAAUAGUUAUCAAAAGGUUAACUCACUAGGUAAACUAUUUGUUGGCUGCGAUUAUUGUAAUGUUUUUAACGCCAUUGAGGCGGUGCUUCAAGUGCUGUCGUUUUCAUCACCUAGAGAAACAUUGUAA